AUGUUCAAGUCAACUCAAGCAUUAUUCGGUGGUCUUCUCUGGAAGACCCCGUGGCGCCUGUCCUCCCCCCAAAAGGCACGUCAGCGCAAGCGCUUGCGUUCCGUGGACAGAGUCGUCGACACCCUUAGUGCCGCUCUCGAGCGCAAUGGCCAGACAUCCAAGGCCGUGACUCGGUGGUUUGCGGAGAUGCCGCGUGAGGAGGAAAUGCUGCCCAAGGACAAGUACACUCUCUUCGAUAAGAAGGAGAAGAGCUACCGCAAGAGCAUCCACAAGCUACCCAAGUGGACUCGUGUCAGCCAGCGUGUCAACCCUCCUGGAUUCUAA
Molecule: messenger RNA, 324 nt
Organism: Penicillium soppii
Lineage: Eukaryota; Fungi; Ascomycota; Eurotiomycetes; Eurotiales; Aspergillaceae
Product: mitochondrial 54S ribosomal protein mL60
Exons: 3
Coding region: 1-324 (107 amino acids)
Cellular component (GO): mitochondrial large ribosomal subunit
Molecular function (GO): structural constituent of ribosome
Source: RefSeq, a predicted model, not a curated record